AUGGCUCCCACACUUAUUCUUCAAUCUCUCUCUUCUUCGACGAAUUUGCAAGCCGCAUUCCCCAGAACACAUAGCUUCGGUGUACAGAACAGUCGCCGAACAAGCAAUUUCGCAACCAAGUGUUCAUCGAAUCCAGAGCCAAAAGAUCAGUUUCUCGACCUCACACCUGCACCUGAAUCGAUCAACACGACGAGCGCCGAGAAAUUCCCCAUCGAGAAACGGAGAAGAUCGGAGAUCGUGCGCGACAGAAAACAGAGAGGGAUCGUGAAGCCCGAGCCUCCGAAUUUCGAGAUCGGUUGGAAGAGAACGAAAGAGAUAAACUUGGAGAAACCCAAAGGGUAUGUGAUAAUGGACUUCUUAGAGAAAUUCGAAAGCUUGAUGGCGAGAGAGUUUGGGUCUAAGGAGCUUUUAGCUAAAGCUGGAGAGAUCGUUGCGGAGAGAGCGAGAGAAGAAGCUGAGGUUUUGAGAGAUGAAGGGAAAGUUGAAGAGAGAAUGGUGACUGAGCUUUUCAGGGUUUUGAGAUUGAUGGAGAUGGAUUUGGCUAUGGUUAAAGCUUCUGUGAAAGAAGAGACUCUUAGCGAGAGGAUUGAACAAGCUAGAGCAAGAUGUAGACAAGCUAUUCUUGUUGCUAAUUCUUUCUGA
Messenger RNA from Microthlaspi erraticum, 642 nucleotides. The record is from the annotation of a GenBank genome assembly. Lineage: Eukaryota; Viridiplantae; Streptophyta; Magnoliopsida; Brassicales; Brassicaceae.